AUGAGCUCUCUCAGUAUGGCUCAGACACUCAGGUUCUCCUGGACUUUUCUUUUACUUCUCUUUUUCUCUGGGCUGCAAUGUGAUGAUGGUGGUCAAACCCACAAUCGACAAAAAAGAGACCUCAGUAAUGAUCAGCCUCGUAUGAUAUCAGAGAACGGUCACCUCACCUUCUCCGCUGGAUACAACAAAGACAUUCGCUUCACCACCUCAGGUUCAGGGAGUCUCAAAGUUGGGGCCGAGGACCUUGUCCAGCAGAUAAAUCAGAUCAAAAUUAACAAAGCUGAUAUCGACACCAUUAAAAACAGCGGCCCGUCUCCAGACAUUACAAACCAGCUGAAUCAGCUGAACACCAGAGUCACUACACUUGAGUCAAAGGUUCAGACCAUAGAGCAGACGGUACAGAGGAAAACAUGUAGCAGUAAUCCAUGCCAGAACGCAGGAACCUGCCUUAACCUACUAGAUGCUUUUCACUGUAUCUGUCCAGACAACUGGCAGGGUCCAACAUGUGCCGUAGAUGUGAACGAGUGUCAGAUGUUAGCAGGAAGUCCGCUGGGAUGCCAGAAUGGAGCCACAUGUGUGAAUACACCCGGCUCUUUCACUUGUACCUGUUCUCCGGAAUGGUACGGCCCACACUGCACAUCCCGCUAUGAUGACUGUGGAGGUGGAAGUUCGGACCUGUGUGUUCACGGGACGUGCAUUGAUUCAGACAGAGUCACACCCAACCAGCCCAAAUAUAAGUGCAUCUGUGAUGCUGGUUGGAUGUCUCCGGCCGGAGAGGCGGCGUGUACAGCUGAUGUCGAUGAGUGCAGUCUUCCCAACAAACCCUGCUCCACAAACCCACCUGUACAAUGUUUUAACACUCUGGGCUCUUUCUACUGCGGCUCCUGUCCUGCAGGAUGGCAAGGUAACGGUUACAGCUGUCAGGAUAUAGAUGAAUGUGCUACAAACAAUGGAGGCUGUUCUACUUCCCCGAUGGUGCCUUGUCUUAACACUAUGGGCUCCUUCCACUGCGGACAGUGUCCACCAGGCUAUGAAGGUGACGGGAAGACUUGCACUGAAGCUGACAUCUGCUCCACAAACAAUGGAGGAUGUUACCCGCUGGCUACAUGCAAGUCUACACCAGGAAGUAUUAUCCCAUCAUGCACUUGUCCUCCUGGUUAUGUGGGUAAUGGCUAUGGACCUGCAGGUUGUACCCCAAUCAGCAACAUAUGUGGCACUAAUAACCCCUGUGUAAAUGGACAGUGUGAGAACACAGCUACGGGAUACAUCUGCCGCUGUGACCCAGGCUGGGCAGGUCAGAACUGCGAUCAGAAUGUAAACGAGUGCUCCAGUAAUCCCUGCCAGAAUGGAGGCACCUGUACUGAUGGGAUCAAUGGGUACACCUGUACCUGUACGUCUCAAUGGACGGGCCCUCAGUGUCAGACUCCACAGCAAGAGUGCGGAGGAGUUCUGGAAAGUCCAGCCGGAACGUUCAGUUACCCCAACAAUCCUGGAACCGGAGAUUACGAUCACCAGGUCAGCUGUGCCUGGGUCAUCAGAACUGACCCCAGCCAGAUUCUGCGGAUAACCUUCCCUUUCUUUGACCUGGAGAACAGUGCUUCCUGCAGUUUUGACUUCCUGCAGGUCAAUGAUGGUGACAGCGCCUCCUCCUACAUGAUCGGGAAAUACUGUGGCACUGCCGCCCCAGCCGAACUCUUCAGCUCCCAUAAUUCCCUGUACUUCUGGUUCCGCUCUGACCAUUCGGUCAGUCGUCGUGGCUUCACUGUGGCUUGGACAUCACAAGCACCAGUCUGUGGUGGGGAGUUGACCAAUACAUACGGUGACAUCAAAUCACCCGGUUACCCGGGUAACUACCCACCUAAUCGUGACUGCUAUUGGACAUUCAAUGUGAACCCGGGUCUCCUCAUAACAUUUGCUUUUGGGACACUUAGCUUGGAACACCAUGAAAACUGUAACUUUGACUACUUGGAGAUAAGAGAUGGGCUGCUCGCUGAGGAUCCGGUUCUGGGAAAAUACUGCAGUACAGCGUCGCCACCACCCCUACAGACAACAGGACCGACGGCUUGGAUUCACUUUCACUCUGACUUUAGCGUCAGUGAUCGAGGAUUUCACAUUACAUACACCACAUCACCAUCUGACCCCGGCUGCGGUGGCGUCUACACGGAGACCGAAGGAAUUGUCAUCUCUCCCAACUGGCCCAAUAACUAUGCUCACAACAGACAGUGCAUUUAUAUCAUCAGAAUGCCACAAAAUGAAGUGGUCGCCCUUAAUUUCACGCACAUGGACCUGGAGAUUCAUAGUGGCUGUCUUUUUGACUUUGUGGAGGUUCGAGACGGAACCAGCGAGACUGCCCCCCUUAUUGGGAAGUACUGUGGAAGCAUAUUGCCAGCACCCAUUUUGUCCUCCACUAAUGGACUCUGGAUCCGUUUCCAGUCCGACAGCUCUUUGUCCCGGGCUGGUUUUAGGGCCACAUAUGAACUUGCUUGUGGUGGAACCCUCUCUGGAGCUGGUCAGAUCCGUACUCCCCUACACCCCAACCCGUACCCCCACAACAAAGUAUGUGAGUGGGUCAUUAACCAACCUAUGGGCUACGUGGUUACUCUUAACUUCCUCGCCUUUGACGUUGAGGGAAGCAACACAUGCUUCUUUGAUCAUGUAGAGGUGAGAGAUGGUCCCAGCGAAAGCUCUCCUCUGAUUGCCCGAUACUGUGGAACGGAGAUGCCCCCAAUGUUGCAGUCUACCCAAAGGUCCAUGUUUAUCCAGUUCAAAACAGAUUCGUCUAUCUCCAACCUUGGUUUUACUGCUGAGUAUGGAUCUGCAGAGCAAGGUUGUGGAGAGACACUCACAGAACCAACAGGAUCUUUCACCAGCCCUGGUCAUCCCACUGACUACCCUCACGGAGCCAACUGCACCUGGUUCAUCUCUGUUGAACCUGGCAACCUCAUCCGUCUCUCCUUCACAACCUUCAACCUGGAGUUGCACACCAACUGUGCAUAUGACUAUGUGGAGGUCUAUGAUAAUGGCACCGCCUUGACCGGCACCCUUCUGGGCAGGUUCUGUGGACGGUCCGUUCCUCCAUCUCUAACUAGUACUGAUAGCUUGAUGACUGUUCUGUUGGUCUCUGACUCGAGUCUUUCCGCUGAGGGCUUUUCUGCCACUUAUGUCUCAAUCAAUGCAACCACAGACUGCAGUGUGGUGUUUAGGACUCCUACCGGACAAUUCAACUCGCCCAACUACCCUGACAAUUACCCCACCAAUCGGGAAUGUGUCUAUAGAAUCAUAGUGGAAGUCAAUAUGCAGAUCAUGCUAAAUGUCACCAAUUUUGAGCUGGAGGGCUCUUCUUCCUGCUCGUUUGACUAUUUAGAGAUCAGAGAUGGAGGCUAUGAAACGUCCCCUCUGAUUGGUAAAUAUUGUGGAACAAAUGCUCCACCCAUUAUAGUAUCGCAUAGCAACAGGCUUUGGUUGAAGCUGCGAUCCGACCACUCGCUCACCUAUGGGGGAUUUGCUGCCCACUGGGAUGGGACACAGACAGGUUGUGGUGGUACACUGACCACCAGCGUUGGAGGUUUUACCUCCCCUAACUACCCGCUGCCUUACCACCCCAAUGCCGAGUGUUACUGGCAAAUCAAGACCAGCGCUGGGAGUAUGGUGGAGCUUAGCUUUGCAGACUUUCACCUAGAGUCCAGUUUCAACUGUGUCUACGACUACUUAGCGGUGUAUGAUGGAUACAGCACCAAUGCUCCACAGUUGGCCAAGCUGUGUGGAAAUCAGAUUCCUCCGCCCAUCAGAUCAUCUAAAGAGAGGAUGUAUGUCAAACUGCGAACAGAUGACAUCGUCCACACGGGUGGAUAUCUUGCUAACUAUCAAACCAUUUGCCAUGGUGUGCGGUUCGCCAACCAGACCCGGGGAAGAAUUGAGAGCUUGAACUUCCCCACUAACUAUCCCCAUAAUGCCAACUGCAGCUGGACCAUCCAGGCCUCAAUGGGCAACACCAUCAACUACACCUUCAUGGCUUUUGAGCUUGAACCACAAUCAACCUGCUACUAUGACUAUGUAAAGUUGUAUGAUGGGCCAAACGAACAAGCUCCUCUCAUUGGUUCAUUCUGUGGGAACACGCCUCCCCCGGCCAACACCACCACUAGUAGCAACCUCCACAUAGUGUUCCGGUCCGACGUCAUAUUGUCAUACAGAGGCUUUCAAAUGGACUGGUACCAGAAUGGUUGUGGUGGGGAACUUUUUGCACCCUCUGGUUCCCUCAAUAGCCCGAACUAUCCAAACAGAUACCCGUCAAACCGUGAGUGCAUCUGGCACAUCCACACCACCCCUGGCAGUAGCAUCUCCAUCACCAUUCUUGAGUUUGAUGUGGAAUAUCACCCCGACUGUAACUAUGACAAACUGGAGGUGUAUGGAGGGCCUGACCUGUCAGCUCCACGGUUGGCCCAGCUCUGUACCACACGCCCUCCCAAUAACCCACUGCAGGUGGCCAGCACCGGUAACAGCGUAACCGUUCGAUUCAUAUCUGAUGCCGUCGUGAGCGGAAGGGGCUUCAACGCAACUUGGCAUGAGGUCCAAGGAGGAUGUGGAGGGGCUGUCACAGCCCCCAGUGGAGAUAUACAUUCUCCUCAGUACCCCAACAACUACCCUAACAAUGUGGACUGCUCCUGGACCAUAACGGUGGAUGCGGGACAUAGAGUAUUCUUCAACUUUACAGAUCUGGACAUUGAAAAUCACAACUCAUGUGACUUUGACUAUGUUGCAAUUCAUGAUGGUCCACAUGAGUCGUCUCCUCUCCUGGGUAAAGUGUGUGGCUUUUCCAGGCCUUUGCCAUUAACAUCGUCACAGAACGUCAUCCAUGUUCGCUUCAGAUCAAAUAUUUCUCAAAACCAUAGAGGAUUCAGUGCAAGGUUCUCCGAAGCAUGUGGGUCUACUAUAAUAACCGAUGAUGUGGGUGGGGCUAUUGCGUCUCCCCGCUAUCCGUACACUUAUCCACCCAAUCAGAACUGUAGCUGGAUCAUACAGGCACAGGAGCCAUUCAACCAUGUCACUCUGUCCUUCACCGACUUUGAGGUGGAGAUGGUGUCUGGAAACUGCUCACAUGAUCGUGUGGAGAUCCUGGAUGGAGACAAUUAUGAUUCCCCAUCUGUUGGUCGAUACUGCGGGUCUGCAUUACCACAUCCAGUCACUUCAUUCAGCAAUGCCAUGGUGGUAAACUUCAUUUCAGAUUCUACCGUAUCUAAGAAAGGUUUCAGGGCAACCUACAUGGCCUCAACCUCAGGCUGUGGUGGACAUCUAUUAAUGGAAUCGGGUGCUUUCAACAGUCCAAAUUAUCCGGAAGCAUAUCCACCUAAUGUGGAGUGUGUGUGGACCUUGACCAGUUCCCCUGGGAACCGCCUCCAAUUCUCCUUCACUAUGUUCCAGCUCCAGCAGAGCACAGAUUGCAGUCACGACUACCUAGAGAUUCGUGAAGGUCACUCUACUGGUGAUCUGGUUGGCCGUUUCUGUGGUGACUCUCUUCCUUCCAACUACACCUCCAUAACUGGCCACAUGCUGUGGAUCAAGUUUGUCUCGGACUCCUCGGUGAGCGGCGCUGGAUUCAGAGCAGUGUUCUCUCACUUGUACGGAAAUGACAUAACAGGCAGUUCAGGCCAGGUCGCCUCUCCUCUUUACCCACGCACCUACCCAAACAACGCAGACUACCGCUGGACCAUCACAGUAAAUGGCGACUCUUUCGUGGAAAUUCAGUUUCUGGAUAUUGACAUUGAGGACCUGUCCAAUUGCUAUUAUGACAAGCUAAAGAUAUUUGAUGGUCCGAACACUCAUGGCUACCUGAUGGGUGAGUUUUGCGGCCUGUCUCUGCCCGACCCGGUGAGAAGUUCAGGCAGCACUGUGACUCUUGAGUUCAAAUCUGAUAAUGUGAUUGGAGGGAAAGGCUUUCUCAUCGAGUGGACGGCCGUUCAACAUUCUGGUCCCUUGCCUACGAUACAGCCAGGAGCGUGUGGUGGAUCAUUGAUGACAGGAGACAUACCCAGUUUCCUCUUCUCUCCUGGAUGGCCUGAGCCAUAUCAACCUAACCUUGAGUGCUCAUGGGUAAUCAGGUCUCCUAAUUCCAUUGUGGAGUUGAAUCUGUUGUCUUUGGACAUUGAAGAUGAGGUUUCGUGUCUUCACGACAGCUUGGUCAUCAGAGAUGGUGAAACCAAUUUAUCUCCAAUAAUCGCAACCCUUUGCGGGCGACAGCUGCCUGGUUCUCUCCACACGACUGGCGACGCCAUGUUCCUCCAAUUUACCUCCGAUGGCAGCAUUAAUAGAGGAGGCUUCAAUGCUUCCUUUUCCAAAGGUUGUGGAGGUUUCAUCCAUACGGACAGAGGAGUUUUGAGUACUCCUCAGUAUCCACAGAAUUACAAGCGCAACCUCAAUUGCAUUUGGCAAUUCAUGGUCACUCCAGGGUUCAGAUUGUCCGUAAACUUUGAAAACCCUUUCCAGAUACAAGGAUUUGGAACGCAGUGCAGUUCUGGUGACUACUUGGAGUUACGAAAUGGACCUGAUGGCAACUCACCAAGUCUGUCAGGACGUCUCUGUGGAACCAGUCCUCCAUCUACACUUCAAACCACAGACAACAGCAUGUUUGCCCAUUUUGUCUCAGAUGACUCCAAUGAGGCCAGUGGAUUCAAACUUGUAUUUGAAGCCCAUAGCUCAGCUUGCGGUGGUCUCAUUGAGCUGAAUGAUGGAGACCCACCAGGGUACAUCACAUCUCCGAACUAUCCAUCAAACUACCCCCAAAAUAUUGACUGUGUGUGGAUAAUCAAAGUUCCCAAUGGAGAGGCUGUACAACUCGACUUUGAGGGUGAUUUCUACAUUGAGCCUCAUUCUGGAUGUCUUUAUGACUACAUCGAGCUUCGUACUGGUCCCACAUCGGAUGCCGAUUUGAUUGGCAGGCUUUGUGGCAACACCCGGCCAUCUACCCAGCAUUCUUUAGGCAACACCAUGUAUAUCCGAUUCCGAACCGAUACCAGCAUCACACAUAUCGGUUUUAAAGCAAAGUAUUCCAUUGCUACUUGUGGAGGCACUUACAUUGGUCAGAGUGGAACGCUCAAAAGUCCAGGUUACCCAGACUCAAACUAUCCAGACAACUCGAACUGCGAAUGGUACCUGGAGGGUCCUGUUGGACACUAUCUGACCCUGACAUACACUGCUCUUGACCUGCAAAGCUCCCCUGACUGCACUAAUGACUAUGUAGAACUCCGUGAAUACAAUGCCUCAGGUCGUCUUUUGGGGAAACACUGUGGGAACAGCCUUCCAACAUCAAUGGAUACUGGAGACAGUUUUGCCUAUGUGAGGUUUGUCAGUGAUGGCAGUGGAAAUGCAGCAGGGUUCAGCUUAUCGUUUGAAGCCAGUGUUGAAGAGUGCGGAGGGGAUCUGAACGCACCAUUCGGGACCAUUUCAUCUCCCAACUACCCAAAUCUGUACCCCCACAGCCGAGUAUGUCGCUGGAGAAUCACUGUUCCUCAAGGUCGUAGGGUCACCCUUACCAUCAACGACUUGAGGCUGGAGGACCACAAUACCUGCUUGUAUGAUUUUGUGGAGGUCCAAAAUGGUCUGGUACCUAAUGCUCCUCGAUUGGACCGUUUAUGUGGCACAGUGCCUGCUGGUACCCAAAUCAAAUCUUCUGGGCAUACUAUGACCGUCAUUUUCGCCACAGACGCAUCGGUGUCUAAUGGUGGAUUCACAGCGGAUUACUCCUCGGAGGAGCAAGCAGUGUGUGGUGGGAUACUUAGUGAACCUGGCAACUUCACGUCCCCGGAGUUUGGAAAUGGAAACUACAGCAACAGAUUGAACUGCGAAUGGCUGAUCCAGAACCCACAGCAUGUGAAUUCAUCCAUUGUGUUGUUUAUAGAUGAACUACAUCUAGAGCAUCACCAAACCUGCGAGUGGGAUUACUUGGAGUUCAGAAUGGAUGACAUGAAUGGAGAGCUCUUGGCGCGCUUCUGUGGUCAAACCGCACCUACAAUCCCCAUAGUGGUGUUUACCCCUGGCCUUUGGGUUCACUUCCGAUCAGAUGAGUUUGAAGUUGAUUUGGGCUUUAAGGUCACAUAUCACUUUUCAGAGUGUGGAGGUUUACAGAGUGGAGAAGGAGGUGUCAUUUCCAGCCCUGGAUAUCCCAACCAAUACCCCAGUCCGAGUCGCUGUGCUUGGCUUCUUGAGGCUCCAGAGGGCCACACUAUCACUCUCACUUUCACAUACUUUGAAGUGGAGCAGCACAGUCAAUGCGGGUGGGAUUCUGUAACAAUCUUCAAUGGUGGCUCACCUGGAGCUCCCGUGAUUGGUCAAUAUUGUGGAACAAACUCUCCUGGAACAAUUCAGUCAGGCUCAAACAAGUUAGCUCUGGUGUUUCUUGCUGAUCAUGUGGUGUCCAAAGGAGGAUUUAUUGCCAGCUGGUCAACAGACUCUUCAGGUUGCGGAGGAAUCAUACAUGCCGAUACAGGCACCUUCAAAUCUCCAAAUUAUCCACAGAAUUUCCCAUCCAAUACUCAGUGUUCCUGGACCAUCAUAGCCCAUGAUGGAAACCAUCUGGAAUUGGAUUUUGACGGUGACUUCCAAAUCCCAGACUCAAGUGAACAGUGUCAAAACAGUUUCAUCAAGGUUUGGUCCAACACCGUAGAGAAAGAUGAGAAUCUCUUGGUCACUGGUUGUGGCUCAACAGCCCCUGCUGUAGUCACUGCACCUCGAAAUGUUAUAAAGGCUCGCUUCCAGUCCACAGGAACUGUUGGCAAAGGAUUUUCUGCCUCAUUCAACACUAGAUGUGGUGCCAAUCUAACAGGAACAGUUGGCCGUGUGGUGUCACCAAACUACCCAGACCACUACCCAGAUAGGUCCAAUUGUAAUUACAUCAUCGAUGCUGGGAGCCAGAACGUAGUUGUCCUCACGUUUAAAACGUUUCAGUUGGAAGCACACUCCACAUGUAUCUAUGAUGGUGUGAAGAUCUACAGUGGCACCUCCGUCAAUAGUGUCCCACUGGCUACUCUGUGUGGAAAUACCAUCCCAGGCAUCUUCUCCACCUUUGGGCCAAUGCUUCUCAACUUCUACUCUGACAGCAUAAUCAAUGACAAUGGCUUCCUGGCUGAAUACAGAACCAUGCCAUGUGGUGGCGUGUUUAAUACAACUGCCGGGACAAUCAGCAGUCCAGCGCAUUCUAUCAUCAAUUACCUUCACAACAUCAAUUGCACAUAUCACAUAUAUGUCGGCAACAACCGUGUCAUUGACCUCAAAUUCAACUCUUUCAGUCUUGAGGCCUCCUCGAACUGUCGCUAUGAUUAUGUGGCUGUGUAUGAUGGAGAAAACACUCUUGCGCCACUGAUGGGGAAAUUCUGCGGGCAGCAGCUUCCGCCGAACCUCAGGUCCUCGUCCAAUCAGAUGUUUCUCGAAUUCGUCACAGACGCGUCCAUCGUGGCGGAGGGAUGGAGAGCAACGUACAGUGAGACUUUAGGUCCUCAGCAGGGCUGCGGUGGCUACCUGACAUCCUCCACCGGAAUGUUUGGUUCUCCUGAUAUUAACAUGGACGGACAGUACGAGCCACGUAUGGACUGUGUGUGGACCAUCGCUGUGGAAGCAAAUAAAGCAAUUAACCUCACUUUCCCCUCUUUUGAGCUUGAAGGCCCAUUUGGAACCAACUGCAGAUAUGACUAUGUUAAGAUCUAUGACGGUGACAGUGCUAGCUAUCCACUGGUUGGUACAUACUGCGGAUCUGAAGUACCCGCCCCUUACAUCUCAGCCAGUAACUUCCUGACUGUGCACUUCAUCUCGGACGGUGUAGUGCAACGGCGUGGCUUCAACGCCACUUAUGUGACAUUGGAUAGACUCUGUGGAGGAACAUUCAAUGCUACAGAAUCGGGUCAGACCAUCACAUCUACGUUCUAUCCCAAUCCUUACCCCCCCUUUACCUUAUGCCGAUGGGUUCUGGAUGCUCCUCCUCAGGAGGCUGUGAAGGUGUCCGUUCAGCAUUUCCAGCUGCAGUCUAGCCAGAGCUGCACCAACAACUUUCUGGAAUUUAGGGACUUCCCGGUGGGUGAUUAUGGGCAGGCUCAUAAAUUUUGUGGCAUAGACUCGCACGUACCAGAUUUCUACAGUUACGGCCGCACCAUGCACGUCACUUUCAAAUCAGAUGCCUUCAUGACCGGCAACGGAUUCAGUCUCACCUAUCAGGUGGCAGGUUGUAGUAGAGUAUAUGAGCAGGAAUAUGGCUACCUGAAGAGUCCUGGCUGGCCUGAAGUAUAUCCUCAUAAUAUUGAAUGCAGCAUCGUACUGCAGGCACCUCAGAACAGCUCCAUCUCUCUAUUCUUCACCAGUUUUGAUGUGGAGGGUCACACUUCCUGCAACUAUGAUUACCUGGAGGUGAGGAACGGCAGCACUGCCACGUCGCCUCUGUUAGGGAAGUACUGUGGAAACACGCUGCCCAGUCCCAUCUUCCCGGGAAGCAACCAACUUUUCUUGCAUUUCAAGACCGACUUUGUGACUUCCCGAAACGGCUUUGAGAUGACAUGGACUUCUUCUCAACACAGUUGUGGUGGUGUGUUAUAUGGAGACCACGGAUCUUUCACCAGUCCAAACUACCCUGGCACCUAUCCCAACGGCACUUCCUGUGAGUGGUCAAUACGAGCCCCUAGUGGAAGAGUUGUGACAGUGACUUUCAACCAGAUUAGCAUUGAUGACCCAGGAGACUGUCAGAAUAAUUACCUGAAGCUGUACGAUGGACCAGAUGCGGAUUCACCCAUUGUUGGGCCUUACUGUGGACCGGAGACGAAUAUUGCUCCUUUCAGGGCUUCAUCAAAUCUUGUGUUUCUAAAGUUUUCUGCCCAGUCUGCUGUUCUUCCAUCUGGGUUCAGACUGACAUGGAGCAGCUGAGAGGAGACUAAAACAUACAAUACACAUAUAUGCACACACCCACACAAGUACAUUUAGCAAUCAUGUGAACAGUGACUUUUCACUGGUAAAUCAAACAUAUUGUAAUUUCAGCCACUUUUGUAGAUAAUUGUUUAAAGAAUGAGUUUAUAUAUAUAUAUAUUUGAUGUCUUUUUGGAAAAUAAAGAAAAUAAAGUUGUGUUCUUCCA
This is a messenger RNA of Triplophysa dalaica, 11102 nucleotides long. It is a transcript of the gene cubn, whose product is annotated as cubilin (intrinsic factor-cobalamin receptor). Gene Ontology annotation, molecular function: calcium ion binding. Lineage: Eukaryota; Metazoa; Chordata; Actinopteri; Cypriniformes; Nemacheilidae. The record is from RefSeq and is a predicted model, not a curated record. The transcript has 66 exons. Bases 1 to 10896 code for a protein of 3631 amino acids.